Anoplopoma fimbria (sablefish) is the source of this 822-nucleotide messenger RNA. RefSeq names its product low affinity immunoglobulin gamma Fc region receptor II-like. Bases 1 to 822 code for a protein of 273 amino acids. Gene Ontology annotation, biological process: cell surface receptor signaling pathway. The record is from RefSeq and is a predicted model, not a curated record. Gene Ontology annotation, molecular function: transmembrane signaling receptor activity. NCBI's taxonomy places the organism in Eukaryota, Metazoa, Chordata, Actinopteri, Perciformes, Anoplopomatidae. The transcript has 6 exons.
AUGGAGCUCACAGGUCUCCUCCUCACACUCUCCUCGAUCACAGUCACUCCUAACAGAUCUCAGUUCUUUAAGUACGAGUCUCUCUCUCUGAGCUGUGACGAGGACAGGAAGUCACCUUUAUGGAGAGUGAAGGCCAAAACAGCCCGAGGCGUCUCAGAGUGUGGACGUGACUGGGGCCACCUGCGAGGGUCGACCUGCUUUAUCAACGAAGCCUACAUCUGGAACAGUGGAGAGUACUGGUGUGAGUCCACAACGGGAGAGACAACUCCAGCUGCCAACAUCAGCAUCACCGGAAGUAACGUGAUCCUGGAGAGUCCUGUGUUUCCUGUGAUGGAGGGAGAAUCUGUGACUCUGCGCUGCACAACUCAGAGCAACUCCUCAAACCUGAGGGCCAGCAUCUUCAUGAAGGACAGAUCUCCUGUCGAUGCCAGCAUCACCAGGCAGAUGACCAUCCCGUCAGUGUCCAGGUCUGAUGGAGGCCUCUACAUGUGCGUGAUCAUCGAAGUCGGGGCGUCCACAGAGAGCUGGCUCACUGUCAGAGAGAGAGAAGAGGCAGGUCGACCAUCUGAUGGUUUUACUGGAAACGUGACAGCAGGUCCUGGUGCUCCUGCAACUCCCCUCCUGUCGGUCUCCAGACUGAUGUGCCACCUGGUGGUGGGAGCUCCUUACCUGGUGUCCACCGUCUUACUGGCUCUCAUAUACAGAGACAGAGCGAGAGCAGGAAAUACACCAGCCGUUACCAUGGAGAUGCCACGGCGCAUUGACAGAGGGCAGAGAUUGGCUAAUGAUUAUGUUAAUGUCUCCACUGAGCACGACCUCUGA